AUGAAGGGUACGGUGGCUACGAGACCCGCGGUCAGGAAGACAGAGGCGGAGGCUCAGGCCGCGGCGCCCGCACCCAAGAGGCUCGCGUCCGCCGGAACCGCCGGCCGCAGGCCACGGAAGCGGAUCCGCGAGGAUAAGCUUGUCAGCGACGGGGAUCUCAUCAGCAAACUCCCCGAUGACAUCCUCGGCACCAUCAUCUCCCUCCUCCCCACCAAAGACGGCGCCCGCACGCAGGCCAUCGCUCGCAGAUGGCGCCCUCUCUGGCGCUCAGCGCCUCUCCACCUCCACGCCUCCUACCACCUCUGCUCCAAACAGUUCAAGCGCCUCUCCGUCGUCUCCAGGAUCCUCUCCGACCACCCUGGACCCGCCCGCCGUUUCGUCUUCCGCCUCGUCCGCCUCCACAAGGUGAAAAAAAGGCACGCCGAGGAAGCCGCUCAGAUCGACAACUGGUUCCACUCCCGAGCCCUCAGAAACCUUAAGGAGCUCGAUAUCAGCUUCGACCUCUUGGACUAUGUACACGAGAAGCUUUAUCCGCUGCCCCCAUCAGUGUUCCGCUUAGCACCAACUCUCCUCGUGGCCAUAAUCGGCUUCUGCGAAUUCCCCAAGGAGAUCACUCAUUCGCUUAGUUUUCCGUUGCUCAAGCAGCUCAUCCUGCGGCGCGUUUCCAUCUGCCAGGAUGUCUUCCAUGGGGUGCUCUCUGCCUGCGGUCUGUUGGAGUCACUCGAAUUGAAGGAAAUUCGUGAUACGAAUUGCUUGCGCAUUAGCUCGGCAACUCUUAGGAGUGUGAGCCUCUGCGCUUGUUUUGCAGCCAAAGGAGAAUUGUUCAUUGAAGACGCCCCUCUCCUUGAAAGGCUGCUACUACCUUGUCCGCGCGAAGGGCGUGAGACUAUUCGGAUAAUCAAGGCACCUAAACUGGAGAUACUGGGCCUUUUGUCUCCCCGCAUCUCCGAAACUGAGAUUGCUAAUGUAGUUUUCCAGAGUUUAACCCCAACAAGCUUGAAUAAUACGAUAGCCACAGUGAAGGUUCUGGCUCUCGAGUUUCCGGUCCCUGAUUUGAAUGCUGUUAUUCACGUCUUAACAUGCUUCCCGUGCUUGGAAAAGCUUCAUGUCAUUUGGGAGAAAUACUUGAAGAUAGGUACGAAAAAUGCACGUCAGUAUGACCCACUAGAUCCAGUCAAAGGCCUUGAUACCCAUCUAAAAAAACUGGUAUUGAAAAAUUAUGAGGCCAGUGAGCAAGAUGUUGGCUUUGCCAAGUUCUUUAUUUUGAACGCAAAAGUGCUGAAGAAACUCAAAUUUGGAGUCAGUCAUAGGAUCAACAAACAAUGGGAUGUAGAUGCAGUCUUCCAUGCAGAUGCUCUCCAGGGUGCUGUAGGAGCUGCUUUACGGGAUUACAAAGGUGGUUUCAUCGCGGCUUCAAACGAAAGGCUAGAGCAUGUUGUUGAUGCAGGGACGGCGGAAGCAUAUGCACUACGACAUGGCAUCCUGUUGGCGCAGCAGAUGGGAAUUAGCAAGCUCAUUGUGGAGUUAGACUGCCUUGAGGGAGACAAACUCUGUCGCUCAUGUUUUAGCUAG
This is a messenger RNA of Aegilops tauschii subsp. strangulata, 1572 nucleotides long. Lineage: Eukaryota; Viridiplantae; Streptophyta; Magnoliopsida; Poales; Poaceae. The record is from RefSeq and is a predicted model, not a curated record.